GCUCCCGGCCGCCCUCGGCCGCCGCCCGCACCCGGCGCGGCAGGAGGUGGCGGGGGACCAUGGCUGACGUCUUCCCGACCGCCGAGCCGGCGGCGCCACAGGACGUGGCCAACCGCUUCGCCCGCAAAGGGGCGCUGAGGCAGAAGAACGUGCACGAGGUGAAGAACCACCGCUUCAUCGCGCGCUUCUUCAAGCAGCCCACCUUCUGCAGCCACUGCACCGACUUCAUCUGGGGGUUUGGGAAACAAGGCUUCCAGUGCCAAGUUUGCUGUUUUGUGGUUCACAAGAGGUGCCAUGAAUUUGUUACUUUUUCUUGUCCGGGGGCAGAUAAAGGACCCGACACAGAUGACCCGAGGAGCAAGCACAAGUUCAAGAUCCACACCUAUGGCAGCCCCACCUUCUGCGAUCACUGCGGGUCUCUGCUGUACGGACUCAUCCACCAGGGGAUGAAAUGUGACACCUGCGACAUGAACGUGCACAAGCAGUGCGUGAUCAACGUGCCCAGCCUCUGUGGGAUGGACCACACGGAGAAGCGGGGCCGCAUCUACCUGAAGGCCGAGGUCACGGACGAAAAGCUGCAUGUCACAGUACGAGACGCGAAAAACCUAAUCCCUAUGGAUCCAAAUGGGCUUUCAGAUCCUUACGUGAAGCUGAAGCUUAUUCCUGACCCCAAGAACGAGAGCAAACAGAAAACCAAAACCAUCCGCUCCACGCUGAACCCCCAGUGGAACGAGUCCUUCACGUUCAAAUUAAAACCUUCUGAUAAAGACCGGCGACUGUCCGUGGAGAUCUGGGACUGGGAUCGAACCACACGGAACGACUUCAUGGGGUCCCUUUCCUUUGGGGUCUCGGAGCUGAUGAAGAUGCCAGCCAGCGGAUGGUACAAGCUGCUGAACCAAGAGGAGGGUGAGUACUACAACGUGCCGAUCCCCGAAGGCGACGAGGAAGGCAACGUGGAGCUCAGGCAGAAAUUCGAGAAAGCCAAGCUUGGCCCUGCCGGCAACAAAGUCAUCAGUCCCUCCGAGGACAGGAGACAGCCUUCCAACAACCUGGACAGAGUGAAGCUCACUGACUUCAACUUCCUCAUGGUGCUGGGCAAAGGCAGCUUUGGGAAGGUGAUGCUGGCCGACCGGAAGGGGACCGAGGAGCUGUACGCCAUCAAGAUCCUGAAGAAGGACGUGGUCAUCCAGGACGACGACGUGGAGUGCACCAUGGUGGAGAAGCGGGUGUUGGCCCUGCUCGACAAGCCGCCGUUCCUGACACAGCUGCACUCCUGCUUCCAGACGGUGGACCGGCUAUACUUCGUCAUGGAGUACGUCAACGGCGGGGACCUCAUGUACCACAUCCAGCAGGUCGGGAAGUUCAAGGAGCCGCAGGCAGUGUUCUAUGCGGCAGAGAUUUCCAUCGGGCUGUUCUUUCUUCAUAAAAGAGGAAUCAUUUAUCGGGACCUGAAGUUAGACAACGUCAUGCUGGACUCAGAAGGGCACAUCAAGAUCGCGGACUUUGGGAUGUGCAAGGAGCACAUGAUGGACGGCGUCACAACCAGGACCUUCUGUGGGACCCCCGACUACAUCGCCCCGGAGAUAAUCGCCUAUCAGCCGUAUGGGAAGUCCGUGGACUGGUGGGCCUAUGGCGUCCUGUUGUACGAGAUGUUGGCCGGGCAGCCCCCGUUCGACGGCGAGGAUGAAGACGAGCUGUUCCAGUCCAUCAUGGAGCACAACGUCUCGUACCCCAAGUCCUUGUCCAAGGAGGCCGUGUCCAUCUGCAAAGGGCUGAUGACCAAGCACCCGGGGAAGCGGCUUGGCUGCGGGCCCGAGGGCGAGCGGGACGUGCGGGAGCACGCCUUCUUCCGGAGGAUCGACUGGGAGAAGCUGGAGAACCGUGAGAUCCAGCCGCCCUUCAAGCCCAAAGUGUGCGGCAAAGGAGCAGAGAACUUUGACAAGUUCUUCACGCGAGGGCAGCCUGUCUUGACGCCGCCCGACCAGUUGGUCAUCGCUAACAUUGACCAGUCUGAUUUUGAAGGCUUCUCAUACGUCAACCCUCAGUUCGUGCACCCCAUCUUGCAGAGUGCGGUGGAGGCCUGAAAACUGUAGGGUGGCUGUCCCAGCGCGCUGAGCUGCGUCAUCUCAGCGGAAGAUGAUGUCACGUCAGCAUCCACUUUACAUAGAGGUGACAUCUGGCUGGGGUGACCCUUCCUGGAAAGCGAAUAGACUCUGGCCCCAUUUUUUUUUCCUUUUUUUGGUACAAUUUGAUGUGUUUCCCAAACCCUCUGUCGAUUUUCACCAUCCGGAUUUCCCGAUCAGAGAUGUUCAAAUGAACCCACACAGCCUAGGGGGCCGGAAACACCUCUACCCUCCACGUCUUUGGAAUAAAAGAAUGGGGGGUCCCAGAGCUUGAGCGAGGCAGGACUCGGGGGUUGGGGGGCUUCAGAAAACCCGCCGCUUGUGUCCUCUGCCUCCAUGGACACUGUCCCCAGAACCCAAGAGGCUGGGAGAAGUCUAGUCCGGUUUGCAAGCUCACUGCUCCCAGGCGCUGACGGUUGUAACCCGCUCAUGGUUCCGGUACUGCGGCCACUGGUUUAGAAGAAGAGGAAGAGAACCUCAGAUGGGUGUUGGGGGGCAUCUGUCAUCUUGUACCCGACUUGGUUGAUAACUGUCUUGCUACUUGCAUUUCUUUUAAGAGGCCAAAUCUUCUAAGGAGUCCGCUAAAUGAGCACAAGAAUCAGAUCAAGGACAGACCAGUGUGUGUGUGUGUGUGUGUGUAUGUGUGUGUGACAUUCAUGAUCUCUGGGAGAUGACUCUGGAUCCAGGGUGCCAUCAGCCAUCAUGCCACUACUCACAGUGUUAUUAGCCAACCCCGUCCACACACUGCUAUUUCACUGCCUGCUGCCUGGGAAGUGGAAGUGUAGGCCCCACCCCUUUUGUACCUAUUUAUUGACCUAGUUGUGGUGUCCAUGAGAGUACGAUGUACAGUCAGCUCACCCAUGGUGGCUCCAGCUGCAUCCCCAGGACCCAGUCCCCCGUCCCCGUCUUCUGAGAUGAACAGCAGUACAGUUUUGGCCCCCUGGUCCCCCGGUGUGUCAUUUCGAAUGACACACCUGUAGAGUCAGGAAACCUGGAUGCAUUUCAGCUCAAAGAGGUUUUAUUGCUGGAAGGAUUUUAAUAUGUUUUGCAAAUGCAUCAUGCAAUGAACUUUGCAUGUUUAUAAUAAACCUUAAUAACAAGUGAAUCUAUAUUAUUGAUAUAAUCGUAUCAAGUAUAAAGAGUAUUAUAAUAAUUUUAUAAGACACAACUGUGCUAUAUUUGUGGAGGCUCUUGUUUCUCACCUGCUUUUAUGACUAAGUUUAGCUCCCUUCCCCUGCACAGCUUCCUUUUCCACAGCCCUGCCCUGUGUGUACCCUGCCUUGGCACUAGAGCAGCUUUUUAAAUUUUUUAUUGCAGUAGAUCUAAUUUUGAAAGUGAAUGGCUACUUUACGUGAUCAGUAAGGCAUAUAUAUGUAUAAAUAUUUAAUUCUACCUGCAAACAGAAGUUUUGUCUGGGAGAUAAUGUUGAGGUGUGACCCCCCCCUGCCCUUGGCCUCCGAGCACCAUCUGUGCCCUGGUCCUGCGUCCCUGUCUCUCCUGGGGCCGCAGGGACCCUCUGGCUCCAGGCGACCCAGGCCGCGGGUGCCGCUGUGGUGUCAUCGUGGCCCCAGGCCAGACUUGGUUUGUCCAUUCUGUUCCCUCCUGCAGCCUUGCUGCUGCUAGUGAUGCGAGAAGCCCUUCCCGACGUGCCUGCCUGGAUGCCCCAGGAGUGUGCGGGCCCUGGCACAACCCGCCGGCCGCUCCGCACCUGCAGACAGCGUGGCCAGGCCCAAGCGGUCCACGGCCAGGCCCCAGCGGUCCACAGACACUCUAGGGAGGCCGGGCACCCUCUCUGGGUCUUGGGAGGAGCACGCCUGUGAGACAGCAUCACAGUGAGGGCCUGGGGGGAGCCAGCUGCCAACAGCAGGAAGAGCGUUUCCACAGACGUGGUCGUCAGUCCUUAUGGGGAUGCUCUGUUCCCCGUUGUUCCCCAAAGUGUCUCCCAGUGAAGUGUCUUCUCAUUUUUAUGCUCUGCCUCUUUCCUGAUUCUCAGCUGACACACAACCCCUGAGGGGCUUUAAGAGACAAGAGGCCUCGCCUGUCCUGGGAACUUGUGCUUGGAGGAGGCAGCGGGUAGGAAAGAGCUUAGACCAGGUUAGACCAGCAGAGAGGAGCUUCUUCCGCCACCAUUGCUGGACCGUGACCCCCCCGGGGGUCAGUGCGGGUCUGGCCCGUCCUCCCCCACACCUCGAUUGGUCUGAUGGAAAGGGACCCAGGUAUAGAGAGAACCUAAGAAACAGCCGGUCACCUGCCGUGGAGUGGAGUGGCCCCAGGACGGGUCCCCAGGCAGGCGCUCGGCGAGGGGAGGGCAGUCCAGGAUGGCAUUCUGGGGCGCGGACCGCGUGCUCCCAGCAGGCGCUGAGCUGGGGAAGCCGCUUUGUCCCUCCGGCGGCCGACAGGCUUCCAAGUUGCUCCUCUUUCUCGGGAACCUUGCUCCGCGUGCCAGCUGGCUUCCAUCCUUUCUGAACGUGAGGAAUCCCCCGUGUGAGGGCCAGCCCUGCGGGAGCGGCUACAGGCAUGAGGACAGAUGGGGGGAAACCGGGAAAGAUCGGGGUCAGCGGAGGGUCACCGUGGUGGGGCGUGUCAGUACGUUGCUGUGCCUUGGAUUUAGACCAAAGCUGAUGCUUUUUAAGAAUCUGAGCAUCCCACGAUAGUUCUGUUGAAAGCACACGCCAUAUAGGUGACAGUUAGCAGAGUGGAUUGAACCAAAGUUCUGUGGAUUCACCCCCGCCCCGUCAUGGGGGUCCCGUAAAAUAAAGCCCAAGGAGGAGGCCUUGAGGGGUCAGGCCCCCGAGAGACCCAGGAAGGACCGGGCCGUAUCGCCGGGGCCUGUGGGCCCAGCAGCAGCAGGACCCCGGGGAAUCCAGACCCCCCCCCAGAGGCCGUUCAGAACGUCGCCCGCUCGGGUGGGACGGCCCUGCUAGGCUGCGGGCCGUGGGAGGGGCGGCCCCUCCUCUGGCGUCUUGCUUAAACCCACAGUGGCCUGGUUUGAGGAAGCAUCUGGAGUGCGCCGCCCGUAGCGGUUAGGGGUUGCUGCGAGGCCGGCGGGGGCCUGGCGGUCCUGGCGGUCGCGGGGAGACCCGGGUCCCGUGAAGCUUCUUGUCGUUGCGUUUGCUCUUCCGCCGCUGUGAGUGAGCUCACCGUCCCGGCAGGGUCACUGCCCGCUGUGUCCUCGGAGGUGUGUUUGGCUUUCUUAUCAGGACUUUGGGAGAAAAUCAGAGGGUGAAGAGGUCUUUGGAAACCCGGGCUGGAAAGGUCGGAUGGAAGACCGCGAGGACCCAGGUUGAUGCGAUUCAGCGCACUGCGGAUGCGGAUGAGCACGGUCUGCGCAGCGGCGCUCGGCGCAGUGCGGGGACAGAGGGGACAGGCCCCUGCUGCGCUCUGAGCCGGGAGAGGUCGUGGGAGAGGUUCGAGGGGUCCAGGCAAGGGCGGGCUUGGGCGCAGAAGGACUGACAGACGCCCGCAGCAGGAGGAAGCCGGGAGGGAGGGAAAGGGCCCCUGGGAGGGCGUAGCUGUUUCCGGAGGCUUGAGAGCAAGUUUGCUGCUCCUGCCCCAGAACGUUCCCAAAGGCCCCGGCCCCGGCCCCUGAGCCCCUCGCCCCGUGAAGGGGCUUCCAGCUCUGGGUGGGACCCGAGUGUCCGGCAGGUGGGCCGCUUUCCCAGUGGCUUCCUGCAGCCCGGGGCGGGAGUGGGCAGACAGGGCAAAAUCGCCGGACUCCGCAGGCACGCUCCACGCCGAGGGCACUGAGCAGAAGUCUGAGUGUGUGGCUGGGGGUGUUUCCUCAGAGCUGCAGGAAGGCAGCGAGAGAGUUGUCCGGUUUUAAAGCCCCAGAAAGGAAGCGCCCUGUGGCAGGCACCUUCUCACUGCCUGCCGUCUGGUGCAGUCACCUCUCUGUCGUGCGCCUGGCGCACCGUCUCCUGCUUCUCGGAGCCCAGCACGCACAGCCGUGUCUCUUCCCCCACCAGGCGCCCGAAACAUCCUCAUGGCCCUGGCACCGGGCAGGGAGCCAGAGAUGACUCUCGGUCCGGGGAACAGGGGAGAAAGACUACCUGGCUGGUGAUCACCACACUGGAAUCUAACAGGGAGUGUUGGGAGAUGUCUUUUAAAAUCUUUUCCUUGAGUUACUUGGGUUAUAUUUCAUGAAAUAUAGUGACUGUCAGCAUUUCUAUCGUUUCCCGUUUGGGCGGAGGCAGCCAUCUAGCAAUGCCGUGUCUGCUGCUAGAAAAGUCCCCUGAGUGACACGUGGGGGAAGGCAGCAUGUAGAAACGCCGCGGCCACAAUUCUGUUAAUCCUGUAAUGUCAGGGGUCCCCAGGAGGGUUAAAAGUUGAGAUUAGGACCCCAGUGCCUCUGAUCUGUGUGAUCAGCUGAUAGUUAAUAAUUGUGUGUGUCCAACUCAGUCAUCAAACAGCCUUAUGAUAAUCCGCACGCACUAUGGCCCACAGGCUCCAAAGACUUUUUGAAACCUUAUGGAAAAAAUUAAUUUGUUAAUUCCAACAGAACACCUGAAUAUACUGGGCUAUUUGUACUUUUUUAUAGAGAACUUUAAUAACUCAAUUCUUCCUUUAAAUUGAGUUUUUAAAAUAAAACUCAUUUUAUUUUAAAAUGAGUUCAUAAGAUUUCAUAAGAUUGCAAUGAUUCCAAUGAUUUCAUAAGAUUCCAAUCACUAGGAGCCUGUAGGAGGACUCAGCUGGGGUGGGUCACCUGGAGCACCCCAGACCUGCACUCCCACUGCAGGAUUGCCCCCCGCUAGUGGGGUGUGGUGGCCCCCUCACAGUGACUGGAAGUCCAGAUGGGAUGUGUUGGAAGAAUGACGUCCUUGAUGUUUUUAAUAGACAGUUGGGACCACUGUCUAAAGUCUGAAAACUCUGGACCACGAGAAAGAAGCUUUCCUGUUCCCUGUACAGGUGUAGCUCCAGGGUUGGGGAGGGGGGGUCCCUGGGGCCCCUUUUCUUGCUCCUCAAGGCUCUGCAGCCACCUUUUGGCCUGGGAGUGAGGUGUUUCCUCCGCUCUGUCUCCCUUUCCUAGGGUCCCCAGGUCUCACUUAUUUGGGGAAAGUUCAGUGAUGUGCUGUAAGAACUUGGCCCACGGGGCAGCUCAGAACUGCUCCAACGCCCAGAGAAAAGCGACAAACGUGCCCAUCGGUGUCGCCUCUCGUGUGAGCAGACAGGACCCGUUUGCUCAGAAAAACCCCUGUUUGUCGGAAACCAGUAUCAAGUCCACUUUCUAAGAACCUUUUUUUUCUAAAAUAAGACAAAAGGUGGCGUCGCAUUUUCUGAUUCAACAACUGUGUCUUUGUCUCCUCGGCUUAACUCUAGGAGUUUUCAUUCCAGUGACUUGGUAGACUUUUGUUGAUACUCUCCCUGGAAAAAUGUGAUUCUUUUCUUGAGGGGACGAAUCAAAAUCAUCCAUGAAGGCUGUGAUUCUUCUGAGUCUAAAAAUUCACCUCGUAUCUCCUCUAUUAGAGUCUUUCAGAAUAUCUUUUAUAGAUGAUCAGAAACAUUUGAAAUCAUUGCUUUUGCGCUAUUGUAGGGGGGAGGGUUGAAGGACACGCCAGGUUUAAAUCGUUAAUUGAAAAACAUCCCGUGUCAAUCAGACCCCAAAUCCGUGUGGAGGAGGCAGGGUUGGCGGGUGCGGUUUCCCUUCUGUGUGAGCAGCUACUGAUGACGUGCAAAGGCCGUUCAGCUGUCCGGUCACGUUCGGUUUAUCAUGGGCGAGACGGGUGUGCAAACUGCUGCGUUGUUCUAACACUGUCCCCUCUGAUCUCUGUUUGCAUGAUAUGCUCUGUUAGAUACAUUAACUGUAGUUUGGAAGCCGUGUGUACGAAUAAAGACAAUGACCAUC
Molecule: messenger RNA, 7965 nt
Organism: Dama dama (fallow deer)
Lineage: Eukaryota; Metazoa; Chordata; Mammalia; Artiodactyla; Cervidae
Gene: PRKCA
Product: protein kinase C alpha
Exons: 18
Coding region: 60-2084 (674 amino acids)
Biological process (GO): protein phosphorylation
Molecular function (GO): zinc ion binding; diacylglycerol-dependent serine/threonine kinase activity; ATP binding
Source: RefSeq, a predicted model, not a curated record